AUGGACGAAGAUAGCAGUAGCCUUCAUAACAAUAUCGCCGCCCCUACCGCCUCCUUGAAUACCGUUGAUGGCUCCUUCGACAUGACUCCGCCUACCGAAAAGCCUAUCAAAAACAUUCAUCACGACAGCUUCUUUGAACUUGCACGUUUGAUGAAGGAGAAGAAACCGUAUACUGCCACUCCAAAUCUGACUCCACGCCUGUCGCCCCCUGCCAGACCAAACAAUCGAUCUUUUUCCCGCUCGACGAAGUCCUUUACUGCGCCCGAGACUGUCGCUGAAUUUCUUGAGAAGCAAGAAAAUCAAUCAACUACAUCUUCGAGUAGUGACCUAGCGUAUCCCUCAGACAUCGAGCCGCUUCCACGUGUGGUAUCAGUUGAGUCACCAACAUCUAAUGAAUCUCUUCAAACACCUCGACUAGAGGAACACAUACCAAUGCUCGGACGCCACACUCUAGCUCCCGAGCAAAGCGACGAAGAAAUCCAAAGAAUGGAGGACGAUGGUGGGUCGCAGUUAUGCAGGCUCAAGUACCAAAAUGAGGUUAACAAAGACCAAAAAGCAUCGAUGUGCCGACUCUUGGCUGAGAAGGAGAUGAGGAUCAAGACUCAACAGCUAGAUUUUGAUAGACUGGCUCGGAGAAUGACAGAAUUAGAGGCUGAGCUCAAGGACUUGGAAGAAGCGGCUAGGGAGCGUGAUUUUCUGCGCAGCACUGUCGCGAAACUAGCUCGUGAACGAGAUGAAGCCUUGCAAGCCGCUACCUGCGCGCAAGAUUACCAAACCCGCAUCCAAAAGCUUACCGAUCAUCUUGUGAGGUUCAAAGAAGCCAAUCUCGAGCUACGUCAAAAGCUUGUGGAAGAAGGCCUCAAUAAGAUUAAUCUGGGAGAAGAUAAUGAAGAUCUCCAAGCCAAACUUCGCGAGAAGACCAGUCUUUGUGACCGCCAACGCGACCAGCUGAAGACUGUCGAACGAGAACUUCGGAUCUCUGAGGAGCGUCUCAAUAAUACACAGAGUGGCCAGUUGUUACAGGGCGCUGCGCAUCUUGUCAGGCCGCACAUGCAUGCUGAGCUACCAAAGAGGGUGGUUGCAUGCUCCGAGUGCUACGCCAACAAUCUGGAGUGCGAUAGUGAGGCGAGAUGCCGCAGCUGUACCGAACGUGACGUAUCGUGCGGGCGUUGGAGGUGCUCAAUGAAGCACAAGCUGGGUGAUUGUCCUCUUGCACUAUGCAAACUCUCACAUGACUCGCAGGGCUGGCUUAUCCUCCCAAAAGAGAGGCCUCAGUGGUGA
Messenger RNA from Bipolaris victoriae FI3, 1281 nucleotides. RefSeq lists its product as hypothetical. NCBI's taxonomy places the organism in Eukaryota, Fungi, Ascomycota, Dothideomycetes, Pleosporales, Pleosporaceae. The record is from RefSeq and is a predicted model, not a curated record. The transcript has 4 exons. Bases 1 to 1281 code for a protein of 426 amino acids.